Molecule: messenger RNA, 2963 nt
Organism: Sinocyclocheilus grahami
Lineage: Eukaryota; Metazoa; Chordata; Actinopteri; Cypriniformes; Cyprinidae
Product: non-canonical poly(A) RNA polymerase PAPD7-like
Exons: 11
Coding region: 329-2347 (672 amino acids)
Biological process (GO): RNA 3'-end processing; polyadenylation-dependent ncRNA catabolic process
Cellular component (GO): nucleolus; TRAMP complex
Molecular function (GO): mRNA binding; poly(A) RNA polymerase activity
Source: RefSeq, a predicted model, not a curated record
GACUGGGUUUAGGCUGGGUUUUCAAUUCAAAAGUGUCCUCCUCGCCUUGAAGCCGUUUAGAAGGGUGGGGUUGCUGCUCGGGGGUGUGUGCUGUGCUGUCUCGAUGGUUUAAAUCCUACACAUGCGUACUGGAUUUCGGGGUUCAAGGGAAUACGCCAUAUUGGAAACACUGUAUAGUUUAGCUAACAGUUUAUUGCUAGCGGGGGAGAAGGGCCACUGAUUGAUUCCCGUUGGUUGUGUCGGUCGUCUCGCGUAGCCCCGUUUACAGACACGUUGUCGCGGUCCGGACUCGAACUUGUGUGACAGCGCUGUUAGAAAGACGGCUUGAAUGGAUCCGAGGGUCGCUUGGAUUCAGCCGGAACAGAAAGGUCCUGCGAACGCUUUAUGGAUGCGUGUGUGGGAGACGUCUCGGGUAAACCGGACUAACACGGGUCAGCACCAGAACCACCUCUGUGUCAAUUCUCCGGCGUUCGACGUUUAUAAGACUGUCGCGUCCAAUGCGAAUAACGCCACUAACAUUAAAAGCAGCGGCUCUGCGGCUCACGCGUUAAAUGGAAACACCGGAGACGGCGAAAUGACCCAAAAGACCGGCUCGGUGGCGGAUCCGGCGUCCAGCUGCUCUAAAAUAAGGACUGCAAGCCCUAAUAUGAUCGCUGGGAAUAUGAACAAGGGGCAUCCGUUUUUUACUUGCAGCGAGAGCGUGCUGAAUAAUGUCAACCAGCAUCAUCACCCUCCUCAUCCUCAUCUACGGCACUUCCAUCAAGAGCAGCAGCAGCAGCAGAGUCGCAUGAAGCGCCACCCGUCCCAUCCGGCAGCGGUCCACAGCCACCACCAUCACCCGGGCCGGAGGAAAAGCGACAAUAAAGCCAGCACCUAUGGGAUAAACUACCUGCUCUCCAGCUGGACUAACGGCAAUUAUGACAACUCCGGCACGCCGUGGAAGACGAGGAAAUAUAACCCAGGGGUUGACGGGUUGCAUGAAGAAAUCAUGGACUUCUACAAUUUCAUGUCUCCUCGUCCUCAGGAGACCACCAUGAGACAGGAGGUGGUGGACAGGAUAGAGUCGGUCAUCAAGGAGUUGUGGCCAACCGCUGAUGUCCAGAUAUUUGGCAGCUUUAGCACUGGACUCUUUCUCCCAACCAGUGACAUUGACCUGGUGGUGUUUGGGAAAUGGGAGAAACCUCCCCUGCAGCAGUUGGAGCAGGCGCUCCGAAAACACAAUGUGGCAGAACCAUAUUCCAUCAAAGUUCUGGACAAAGCUACGGUACCAAUCAUCAAACUGACAGAUCAGGAGACCGAGGUGAAAGUGGACAUUAGUUUUAACGUGGAGACGGGCAUCAAAGCUGCUAGCUUCAUCAAAGAAUAUGUGAAGAAGUAUACCGUGCUGCCUUAUUUAAUCUUAGUGCUGAAACAGUUCCUGCUGCAGCGAGACCUCAACGAAGUCUUCACGGGAGGAAUCAGCUCCUAUAGUCUCAUCCUGAUGGUCAUCAGCUUCUUACAGUUGCACCCAAGAAUUGAUGCUAGGAAUCCCAACAUGAACCUUGGCAUUCUGCUCAUCGAGUUCUUCGAGCUGUAUGGAAGACACUUCAACUACCUGAAGACAGGCAUCAGGAUAAAGAACGGAGGCGCUUACAUGGCUAAAGAGGACAUAAUGAAGGCCAUGAGUAAUGGCUACAGGCCCUCCAUGCUCUGUAUCGAGGACCCUCUUCUUCCAGGUCCGUCUCAUAAAGACUCAGUGGAGCAGGUGGAGACAGGCACACUGCUGGGUGUAGGUGUGGAGGACCAGCAGCAGAGGGACUCGGUGUCUCCUCACAGCGCAGACUCUCCCAUGUCCCUCUCCAGCCCUCAACAGCACUCCUCUGCAUCUUCUGCAUCCUCGCUGUCAGGCAGUGAUAUCGACUCUGACUCCACACCGUAUGUCGCUCCACCUGUAGCCCCCAUCCCUCUUCAGACCCUGGCACCAGGUCCCCUGCCACCAGUGAUUCAGAUGGGCACGGGCAAAGCCAGCAUCGCGGCAGCACUCUCCAUGCCUCCGGCCACCCAGGCGAGAGUGUCAAUCCCAGGCAAUCUUUCUCUCCACGCUCUACCUGGCAGACAGGUGUGUAUGGCAAAUGGACUACCCCCAUACCUCCACAUGCUCCCCCCUGCAGUCCCCCCAGCUCCCCCCAGCCCUCUGCCCAUUCCCUACCACCAUCCCAAGACAGGUCCCAAGUUCCCUCUGAAGGGCUUCCACAAUCCCGCCGUGGUGCACAGUCCUGUCCUUUCCAACCGAGGCCACAUCCAAUACAACCGCCACACCUGGCGCCGCAGGAAGAGGGACAGCCUGCCGGCCAGUGUCAGCAGAUAAAGACCUCACGCCUCCCCUCCGGAAGCUCCCUCUCCACUCCUCGCUUCCUCUUCCACCCUUCCGGUCCCAUCUUAAAACGACGAGAACUCAUUGAGCCCUCCUACUGAUGGUGUGAGCACAGAGAGACCAGCGUUUGCAACCCAGCUCCUCGUUCAGUAGUUGUGGUGAUGGUGGUGCUAAGUAGUUCAGUCUGCCACUGAAUCUGUGCAUGUAUAUGUCGACUCGUAUGUUUUUUUUGUUUUUUGACCUGUGCAAUCUUCCUGAGGAAGCUUCAAGAACAGGAACUGUUUUUUUUGGUCGUCUACUCCACAACUUCCUGGUUGACAGGUGAAACGUUCCUUUUUGUGUAUGUUUGUGUGUGUGUUUCAUGCUCUUUUGUUUUCUUGUCCACACAUUUCGUUCUAAACGUGACACCUUUCACAUGUGGGACGAACUGGAUUCAGUGGAUUUCAAGUGUUUGUUUGUUGUAUCGGGUGAAUGUUUGUGUAACGCUGGCUUCGAAUCCUGCACUCGAGAUGCCUCCAGAGCUCCCCACUGUAUUGACUGUACACAUCAUGCAACCUUUACUUUUUUUGUUGUUUGUGCAAUAACUUCAUUUCUGUAUUUUUGUUCACUC